AUGGUUGUCAUGCCCCGUGCAUUCGACACAUGGUUGUCAUGCCCCGUGCAUUCGACACAUGGUUGUCAUGCCGCGUGCAUUCGAGACAUGCCAGCCACUCAACUUCCCAUCCCACCAGCCCUCCCUAACCCGCACCGCCCCUCCGUGCACCCCCCAAUCCGCAUUCCCCCCUGCCUACACCCCCCUGUCCCGCACCUGUCGGCCAGCCCGCCCUCUUCAAUCUCCGCCAGCGCCGCCAGCGCCACUGCUGACGCCAAGGGGUUGCCGCCAAACGUGCUGCAGAGGAGGGGGAGAGGGGGGAGUGCGCACAGGGGAGGGGGAGGAGAACAAAAGGGAGGGAGAGGGGCCGGGGGUAAGGACAGGCGCGUCAGAAACAAGCUGCGCACAGCGCACCUGCCAUCACAGCGCACCUGCCAUCACAGCGCACCUGCCAUCACAGCGCACCUGCCAUCACAGCGCACCUGCCAUCACAGCGCACCUGCCAUCACAGCGCAGCUGCCAUCACAGCGCACCUGCCAUCACAGCGCACCUGCCAUCACAGCGCACCUGCCAUCACAGCGCACCUGCCAUCACAGCGCAGCUGCCAUCACAGCGCAGCUGCCAUCACAGCGCACCUGCCAUCACAGCGCAGCUGCCAUCACAGCGCACCUGCCAUCACAGCGCAGCUGCCAUCACAGCGCAGCUGCCAUCACAGCGCACCUGCCAUCACAGCGCAGCUGCCAUCACAGCGCACCUGCCAUCACAGCGCAGCUGCCAUCACAGCGCACCUGCCAUCACAGCGCACCUGCCAUCACAGCGCACCUGCCAUCACAGCGCACCUGCCAUCACAGCGCACCUGCCAUCACAGCGCACCUGCCAUCACAGCGCACCUGCCAUCACAGCGCACCUGCCAUCACAGCGCACCUGCCAUCACAGCGCACCUGCCAUCACAGCGCACCUGCCAUCACAGCGCACCUGCCAUCACAGCGCACCUGCCAUCACAGCGCACCUGCCAUCACAGCGCACCUGCCAUCACAGCGCACCUGCCAUCACAGCGCACCUGCCAUCACAGCGCACCUGCCAUCACAGCGCACCUGCCAUCACAGCGCACCUGCCAUCACAGCGCACCUGCCAUCACAGCGCAGCUGCCAUCACAGCGCAGCUGCCAUCACAGCGCACCUGCCAUCACAGCGCACCUGCCAUCACAGCGCAGCUGCCAUCACAGCGCAGCUGCCAUCACAGCGCACCUGCCAUCACAGCGCAGCUGCCAUCACAGCGCACCUGCCAUCACAGCGCACCUGCCAUCACAGCGCACCUGCCAUCACAGCGCACCUGCCAUCACAGCGCACCUGCCAUCACAGCGCACCUGCCAUCACAGCGCACCUGCCAUCACAGCGCACCUGCCAUCACAGCGCACCUGCCAUCACAGCGCACCUGCCAUCACAGCGCACCUGCCAUCACAGCGCACCUGCCAUCACAGCGCACCUGCCAUCACAGCGCACCUGCCAUCACAGCGCACCUGCCAUCACAGCGCACCUGCCAUCACAGCGCACCUGCCAUCACAGCGCACCUGCCAUCACAGCGCACCUGCCAUCACAGCGCACCUGCCAUCACAGCGCACCUGCCAUCACAGCGCACCUGCCAUCACAGCGCACCUGCCAUCACAGCGCACCUGCCAUCACAGCGCACCUGCCAUCACAGCGCACCUGCCAUCACAGCGCACCUGCCAUCACAGCGCACCUGCCAUCACAGCGCACCUGCCAUCACAGCGCAGCUGCCAUCACAGCGCAGCUGCCAUCACAGCGCACCUGCCAUCACAGCGCACCUGCCAUCACAGCGCAGCUGCCAUCACAGCGCAGCUGCCAUCACAGCGCACCUGCCAUCACAGCGCAGCUGCCAUCACAGCGCACCUGCCAUCACAGCGCACCUGCCAUCACAGCGCACCUGCCAUCACAGCGCACCUGCCAUCACAGCGCACCUGCCAUCACAGCGCACCUGCCAUCACAGCGCACCUGCCAUCACAGCGCACCUGCCAUCACAGCGCACCUGCCAUCACAGCGCACCUGCCAUCACAGCGCACCUGCCAUCACAGCGCACCUGCCAUCACAGCGCACCUGCCAUCACAGCGCACCUGCCAUCACAGCGCACCUGCCAUCACAGCGCACCUGCCAUCACAGCGCACCUGCCAUCACAGCGCACCUGCCAUCACAGCGCACCUGCCAUCACAGCGCACCUGCCAUCACAGCGCACCUGCCAUCACAGCGCACCUGCCAUCACAGCGCACCUGCCAUCACAGCGCACCUGCCAUCACAGCGCACCUGCCAUCACAGCGCACCUGCCAUCACAGCGCACCUGCCAUCACAGCGCACCUGCCAUCACAGCGCACCUGCCAUCACAGCGCACCUGCCAUCACAGCGCACCUGCCAUCACAGCGCACCUGCCAUCACAGCGCACCUGCCAUCACAGCGCACCUGCCAUCACAGCGCACCUGCCAUCACAGCGCACCUGCCAUCACAGCGCACCUGCCAUCACAGCGCACCUGCCAUCACAGCGCACCUGCCAUCACAGCGCACCUGCCAUCACAGCGCACCUGCCAUCACAGCGCACCUGCCAUCACACGCUCCCCACCCUCCCCAUUCCCCAAUCCCACCCCCCACCACCCGUCCUUGCCCCACCUGCCGUGCUCGCCCGGUCGGAUGCACCCCAUGA
This is a messenger RNA of Closterium sp. Naga37s-1, 2688 nucleotides long. NCBI's taxonomy places the organism in Eukaryota, Viridiplantae, Streptophyta, Zygnematophyceae, Desmidiales, Closteriaceae. The record is from the annotation of a GenBank genome assembly.